CAGUACUCUCGCGCCCGCGGACACGCGACGCACGCUCUCCGCCGCGUCGUCGUCGCCGUCGUCGUCGUCGUCGUCGUCGGCCGUUCGUGGACCGAAAGACUCGCCGAGGGGGUUGUAUCCACGGGAACGCCGCCGUCCAACGUCGCGGCUCGACGCGCCACCGGUGGUCAGUCCUGCCUCCUCUUCUACUUUCUCCUCCGUCCUCCGAGAGGAUGCUAUUCGGCUGCCAGCAAGACAGGAGGAUCCUUGGAUCUCGCGCGCGACGAGUCUCACCCGCUACCGCUCGCUCGAUGCACUUUUCUCUCAACUUCCUGCCGUGAUACGUCCGAGAGGAUAAGCGGCGCACGAGACAGAGCAUGAAAUCUUCGAGACGUCGCGCAUGAGAGUAUCGCGCUGGAGCGUUUUAAUUAAAGAGCAUCGAAGACUACCGGCGCCGGUGUUCGGGAGGAAAAAAGAGUCGAUUCCUAUCCCGCGUGCAUAAAGUGCGAUUUCCUGCGUGCGGCUAUGCGGGCUGUCUGAUAGAACGUGAUCGAAUCGGAAGGGAAAGGAAGUCACGGUCAGGGUGCAUUCGAGACUGCUGGUAAAUCAGGAGACCGUGGAUGCAGCCGGGGGCCGGAACCGGCGGGGCCCAAGUGGGCGGGACAGGUGACGACGAGGCGCCGAAGGACCCGGGUGCACGGAUCACCCAUCAGUCUUACACUGAAAAAGAUUAUGAAGGUCACAGGGCGCAUACGGUGUACGUAGGCGUCCACCUGCCGGGGGAGAAGAGGCACCGCCGUCAUCAUAAACACCAUCAUUCACAGCGGCAAUCGUAUCCCUGCGGUAAGGAGGAUGUCGACAGCGAAAGACCGAGGCAAUUGUUGAUGGCGCGCAGAGGUCGUCUCGCUAGCAUCUGCGACCCCGCCGGCGAGAUGAUAUUCACCCCGCCGGCGCAGAGGGUGCAGUUCAUCCUCGGCGAGGAAGUCGGUGACGAUGCGCACGAGUCGCACCCGCUCUUCUCGGAGAUGGAGGAGCUCGUCAAGGAUGGGGACGAGAUGGAAUGGAAGGAGACCGCCAGAUGGAUCAAGUUCGAGGAGGACGUCGAAGAAGGCGGCAAUAGGUGGAGCAAGCCUCACGUUGCCACCUUAUCGCUGCACUCACUGUUCGAGUUAAGGAGUCUCAUCUUAAACGGAACGGUCAUGCUCGAUAUGGAGGCGAUCAGUUUGGAGCAGAUAGCCGACCUCGUCCUCGACAACAUGAUCAACAAAGGAGUACUGCAGGUCGAGUUGCGAGAGAAGGUGAGAGAAGCCCUCCUCGUCAGACAUCGACACCAGCACGAAAGACGCAAAGACAAUAACAUGUCGAGGUUACCGAUCAUAAGAUCGUUAGCUGAGAUAGGACGCAACCAUUCCUCGUCAAAGAAUUGCGACUGUUCAUGUGGUAUGCAUGCCUUGUUGACGUCAGAUUUGCAGGAGCGUCGCGAACCCAAGGACACCUACGUACCCUCCGUCGCCCGCAGCAGCAGUUGCCCAAACUCGAACACGGCCCCGCUGUCGAAAGAGGCGAAAGACCUCAAAGGGCCAUACCUUCUGGUUCCAGUGGAGGAAUCGAAUUCCGCUCCGGCGAUCGCCGGCGCAACAAGUCAGGGCAGUGGAGCAGCGCUGAAUGCUGGUAGCCGCUUCCUUGCGAUACCCGGCAAUCCCGGCCAAGAGCCAGGCAGCAAUGGCAUGGACCGAAGUCCCAGCAGCAUAUCCAUCAGCAGGAAUCACAGCUCUUCUGCUUUGGAGAACGGGGAUGCUAAUCACAGGGGUAAUACACACUUUAUGAGGAAGAUACCAGCCGGCGCCGAGGCGAGCAACAUACUCGUGGGUGAGGUCGACUUCCUGGAUAAAACUCUGUCCGCUUUCAUUCGAUUGAGCCAGGCCGGGAUAAUGGGCGACUUGACAGAGGUGCCUGUGCCGACAAGAUUUAUUUUCGUCCUGCUGGGACCCAUGGGUAGGAACUCAGGUUUCGGCAGAGAGAUUGGUCGUGCCAUGGCGACUCUGAUGUCUGACGAAGUCUUCCACGACGUGGCUUACAAGGCGAAAAAUCGAAAUCAUCUCUUAGCUGGCAUCGACGAGUUCCUAGACGCCGUAACGGUAUUGCCACCCGGUGAAUGGGAUCCGACAAUUAGGAUAGAACCGCCAGCCGCUAUACCGUCGCAGGAAAUCAGGAAGAGGCCCAAGGAGGAGAAGCCUAAGGAGGAACUCGACGAGGAGGCUGACGAGCAAAAGCAGAGAGAGGAGUCCGGCCUUGCGAGAUCCGGGAGACUUUUCGGCGGACUGAUCAACGACGUGAAGAGAAAAAUCCCAUUUUAUUGGUCCGACUUUAAGGAUGCCUUGGCGCUUCAAUGCGUGGCGUCCUUCAUUUUCUUGUACUUCGCCUGCUUGUCGCCCAUCAUCACCUUCGGCGGUCUUCUCAGCGAGGCUACCGGCAAGAACAUGGCCGCUAUGGAAUCGCUGGUCUCUGGUUUUGUCUGCGGCAUAGGAUAUGGCUUCUUCUCCGGCCAACCACUGACUAUACUCGGUUCCACCGGUCCCGUCCUGGUUUUCGAAACAAUCGUCUACGAAUUCUGCAAACAGGUCGAUUGGAGUUAUAUGUCUUUCCGUUUCUGGAUCGGCACAUGGACCGCCCUCAUCCUAAUGAUCCUCGUGGCAAUAGACGCGAGUGCUUUGGUCUGUUACAUUACUCGUUUCACGGAGGAGAACUUUGCCACUCUUAUCGCCUUCAUCUUCAUUUACAAGGCCAUCGAGAAUGUGUUAUCGAUCGGCAAGAAAUUCCCCCUGAACACCCAUCCUAGUGAAACGUUGGGCUACGAUUGCUGGUGCAACCCACCAAACACCACUCUGCCAUCUAGUUACGACAACGUGAACUGGACGAUGCUGAAUCAGACAGCAUGCGAGAACUACAAUGGCACGAUGGUAGGCGAUGGAUGCAACGUGCCGCAUUACGUACCCGAUGUGUUUCUCAUGUCAAUUAUCCUAUUCAUGGGCACGUUCUUGCUAUCGGUGGAACUUAAAGAUUUCAAGAAUGCUUUAUUCUUUCCCUCGAAGGUGAGACAGGUGGUGAGUGACUUCGCGGUAAUAAUUGCGAUAUUCUCCAUGAGCACAUUGGAUCACUUUGUGGGCAUUCCAACACCGAAGUUAGAGGUGCCAGCGGAAUUUAAACCGACGUUGGAAGGACGAGGAUGGGUGAUUUGGCCUUUUCAGGAGAAUCCGUGGUGGAGUGCUGUUGUGGCGUGUCUCCCCGCUUUAUUGGGCACUAUAUUGAUCUUCAUGGAUCAGCAAAUCACGGCCGUUAUAGUCAAUAGGAAAGAGAACAAGUUAAAGAAAGGAUGCGGGUAUCAUUUGGACCUCUUCGUUCUGGCGAUACUGAUCGAGAUAUGCUCGGUGAUGGGACUCCCAUGGUUCGUCGCGGCGACAGUACUCUCCAUCAACCACGUGAACUCACUGAAAUUAGAAUCCGAAUGCGCCGCGCCGGGCGAGAAGCCGCAGUUUUUGGGCGUCCGCGAACAGAGGGCCACUCACAUACUGAUUUUCCUUAUGAUCGGUUGUUCGGUCUUGCUAACGCCGAUGUUGCGAAACAUACCGAUGCCGGUGCUGUUUGGUGUCUUCCUAUACAUGGGCGUCGCGUCGUUAAAGGGUCUUCAGUUCUUCGAUAGGAUUCUCAUCAUGCUGAUGCCCGUCAAGUACCAGCCGGACUAUAUGUUCCUGCGUCAGGUGCCGUUAAAGCGCGUACACAUGUUUACUGUGAUCCAACUAACCUGUCUCGCUUGUCUCUGGAUCAUAAAAUCCUUCAGCACCACUUCUAUUCUGUUUCCUUUAAUGCUUGUGGUGAUGAUCGGUAUACGCAAAUCCCUGGAUCUAGUGUUCACGCAACGCGAACUGAAGAUCCUCGACGACGUAAUGCCGGAGCCGAGUAAGAAGCACGCCGAUGAUCUUCGCAAGCUGGAGAACGGCGAGGAUGCGGCCGAGACGAUGGAAUACGGGCCCCCGGGCAAUAUUCAAAUCUCUUUGGCUAACGGAAACAUCAUGAAGAUCCCGCUGGCGAGUAUCAAUAUCAGCGAGGAGGUGAACAAGACUGGUAUCUGGCAGCAGGUCAACGAGGGCAACGAGAAGUCGAAGCAGUCUAAGUCACUGAUCAACAUGGGGAAGCAGAAGAAGCAUACAAAGAAGGACAACUCGUUGCUAGCCGAUGAGACGACGAGGCUGACGACAAUGACUGAGGAGGACGAGGAUGACAGUGGGAUCUCGAUCAAGGUGACAAACGUAGAUUUAAUACGAUCCAAGGAAAGCAUCAGUCCCUUGAAAGCGAAUGGCACUACCUCAGCCGAAACUUCUGUUUAACAUGAAGACAGCAGAAACGAGCGCACGUUGACGCGACACGCAGGCUUCUUCGAUCGAUCGUUUCGAGACUUUCGUCCACUUCAGUUCCUUCUCCGCAAUCUGCGUCCGUCUCUCUUUCGCGAAUCGUUUAUUCGGCCGACAAGGAACCUAUAGAUUAUCGCAUCAUCUAAUUUCACCGAGACUUUCAUUCUUAUUUGAGAAGUUAUAUCUCAUAUCUCACAUUUUGCGAUUAUCAUUGUUUAUAUUAUAUUUGUAUCGUAUUUGUCACAUGAUUGACACACGGUCCGCGCGAUCCUGGACUUUAUGCUAGACUCUGCACAGAGAAAAAUUUACUGCUAAGAGAAGCGAUUAUUCAGUUUGUUUUUCUUCUUUUAAGUAAUAGUUGUAAAUUCGACAAAGAAUUUUUUUAUGAUAAUCUUAAAAUAUACCGGUAACAAGUUUUAGGUAAGCUUACUGUGAUGUACUGAAAAGAAUUUAUUCUCUUUACAAGGAUAUCAUAAAAUUUUAUCGAUGAAACAGUUGAUUUGACUCUACGCAAAUAAGCAAACCGAAGUUUUAUCUUAAUUCAGUAUUCUUGAUUAAAAUACUAAACCUACUAGAAUUCAGAAUGUAUUUCGAAUAAAUUUGAUGCUUAUAAUGAGCUUAUGAUAGAUUUGCGGAUAUGUAAACUUAAAAAAAAUACUUAAAAUAGGUAACAUUUACUUGAAUGCAGUAUGUAUUUUUCUGUGUGUAAAUGAAAGUCAUCCAUACACAGAGUCUCAAUGUGCCUGUACAUAGAAGCGACUCAAUUCAAGAUUCUCGCCAAUUAAUAAUCGGGUAACUUUAUGAAGAUUCUUCUCUUAUCCUCGUGAAAGUAGUAAACAUUGUGUACGAGAAAUAUACCUUUAAGUCGCAGCGAAUUACCGCAAAGGACAAACUUGACAAAUACGAGAAAUGGGAGAAAAACGAUAUUUACAUACUGUGUAUUUUUUGCUGGUUAUUCGUGCGACAACUGAUUCCUUUUGUUAGAAUUACCCUCGAACUGUACGAGAAACUCUCUCGACGAGAGAGAGAGAGAAAGAGAGAGAGAGAGAGAAAGAGAAAGAGAGGAGGUGGAAUUCCAAAAUUCGACGUAAUAGAGACGUACGGGAUAGUUACAUAGUAGUUUUUACAUUCUAGUAACAACGGAAAAGAAAGUAUGAUAAAAUAUAAAAAUUUCAAAUACCACUGCGCCUCGAUCAAAUAACAAAAAAUGCUGGUCAAUGAGAGUCGUGGUGUUUACGAUUUACGUCAUUACCCAAUAAACACCAACUGACAGUAACAUUAAAUCAAUAUUAUAAUUUCCCACUCAACUAUAUACAACUGUAAUAUAAUACGCACGUUAUAUUAUAUUUAUAUUGUUGAAUGGGAAAUUGUGAUAUUGAUGUUAUAUUACUGAUAAUUAGUGUUUACUGAGUAGGCAUAUCUUCACGCUGGAACUCGUGAAAAGCGCACAUUUUUCGAAAUCGUAAGCGACACCAAAGAAAUAAAACAAGCAAAUAUUUACACGUCGUGUUAAAAAA
Messenger RNA from Odontomachus brunneus, 5905 nucleotides. RefSeq names its product sodium bicarbonate cotransporter 3 (gene Ndae1). Gene Ontology annotation, cellular component: plasma membrane. The record is from RefSeq and is a predicted model, not a curated record. The transcript has 24 exons. Gene Ontology annotation, molecular function: sodium:bicarbonate symporter activity; solute:inorganic anion antiporter activity; monoatomic anion transmembrane transporter activity. Bases 600 to 4364 code for a protein of 1254 amino acids. Lineage: Eukaryota; Metazoa; Arthropoda; Insecta; Hymenoptera; Formicidae. Gene Ontology annotation, biological process: transmembrane transport; regulation of intracellular pH; bicarbonate transport.